UCUGAGCCGCGAGCCGUCUCCCCGCGGCGCCAGUAGCGGCGCUUGGGAGUGGGGCGGGGUGAGUCUCUCCCGCUGUCCCGCUGCCGUGGCACUGGGCUACCGACCGCAUCCCCCUGCCGCGGCUGGGCACCCCCUCGCUGUCUGUGCGGCCGUCCGGACCCCCGCUGGGCGGGGAGCGAGCGCAGCCCCUGCCCCUCCGGGACAGCCGGGGGCGGGGAGGGGGGUUCCUCCCCUGCCUGCUCCUGCCCUGAGCGCUGGAGUCCCGUGUUGACAGGCCCGGGGCAGGUAACCGCGGGCUUAGGCAGUUCGCACCAGCACAGAGCUAAAAGCCGCUUCAGAGACAGUGCCUGCGGCUGAGCCCUAGCCUACACUACGAGUUUAGGUCGAAUUUAGCAGUGUUAAAUCGAAUUAAGCCUGGACACGUCCACACGACGAAGCCCUUUCUUUUGACUUAAAGGGCCCUUUAAACUGGUUUCUUUACUCCACCUCCGAUGAGGGGAUUAGUGCUAAAAUCGGCCUUUCCGGGUCAGAUUUGGGGUAGUGUGGACGGAAUUCACUGUUAUUGGCCUCCGGGAGCUAUCCCACAGUGCUUCAUUGUGACCGCUCUGGUUACCUGUGCUGAUGAGCUCUGCGUGGUCACCUGUGCUCUCCACGCUGGGCAAACAGGAAAUGAAAUUCAAAAGUUCGCGGGGCUUUUCCUGGCUACCUGGUCAGUGCAUCUGAGUUGAGAGCGCUGCCCAGGAUCGCAAAAGAGCUCCAGCAUGGACAGAACGGGAGGUACGGGAUCUGCUCGCCAUAUGGGGAGACGAAUCAGUGCUAGCUGAACUCCGUAGCAGUAAACGAAAUGGCAAAAUAUUAGAAAAAGUCUCAAAGGCCAUGAAGGAUAGAGGCCAUAACAGGGUCGCACAGCAGUGCCGCGUGAAAAUUAAGGAGCUAAGGCAAGCCUACCACAAAGCCAGAGAGGCAAACGGAAGGUCUGGGGCAGAGCCACAAACAUGCCGCUUCUACGUGGAGCUGCAUGCCAUUCUAGGGGGUGCAGCCACCACUACCCCAACCGUGUGCUUUGACUCCAUCAAUGGAGAGUCAUGCAACAGGGAAACAGGUUCGGGGUACGUGGAAGAUGAUGGUGAUGAUGAAGACAAUGAAGAUAGCUCCCAGCAAGGAAGCGGAGAAACCGGUUUCCCCAACAGCCAGGGUAUGUUUAUCACCCUGGACCUGGAACCAGUAACCCCCGAACUCACCCAAGACGUGCUCCCAGACCCUGAGGGCACACAAGGGACCUCUGCUGCAAAUGUUUCUCCUUCACAGAGGCUAGUGAAGAUUAGAAGGAGAAAACGGCGGACUCGGGAUGAUAUGUUCUCGGAGCUCCAGAUGUCCUCCCACACUGACAGAGCACAGCAGAAUGUGUGGAGGCAGUCAAUGUCAGAGUGCAAAAAAGCACAAUAUGAACGAGAGGAGAGGUGGCGGGCUGAAUCGCGGGUUGAAGAGAGCAAGUGGCGGGCUGAAGAGGAUAGGUGGCGUCAGCUUGCUGACAGAAGGCAUGAGUCGAUGCUCCGGCUGCUGGAGCAUCAAACUGAUAUGCUCCAGUGUAUGGUUGAGCUGCAGGAAAGGCAGCAAGAGCAGAGACUGCCGCUACAGCUCCUGUGUAACCAACAGUUCUCCUCCCCAAGUUCCAUAGCCUCCUCACCCAGAUGCCCAACAACGCGGUGGGGGGCCUCUGGCCACCCAGCCACUCCACCCCAGAUGAUUGGCCAAGCAUCAGAAGGCUGGCCUUCAAUAAGAAUUAAAGUUUUAAACUACAGUGUGUCCUUGUCCUUCCCUCCUCCCCCACCCCACCCGGCACUUCCCUCCUCCCCUACCCCUCCGGGCUACCUUGGCAGUUAUCCCCCUAAUUGUGUGAUGAAUUAAUAAAGAAUGCAUGAAUGUGAAGUAACAAUGGCUUUAUUGCCUCUGCAAGCGGUGCUCAAAGG
Messenger RNA from Malaclemys terrapin pileata, 1970 nucleotides. RefSeq lists its product as uncharacterized. NCBI's taxonomy places the organism in Eukaryota, Metazoa, Chordata, Testudines, Emydidae. The record is from RefSeq and is a predicted model, not a curated record. The transcript is spliced from 2 exons. The coding region runs from base 877 to 1908 and encodes 343 amino acids.